Molecule: messenger RNA, 765 nt
Organism: Plasmopara halstedii
Lineage: Eukaryota; Oomycota; Peronosporomycetes; Peronosporales; Peronosporaceae
Product: nadph:quinone oxidoreductase
Exons: 5
Coding region: 1-765 (254 amino acids)
Molecular function (GO): zinc ion binding; oxidoreductase activity
Source: RefSeq, a predicted model, not a curated record
AUGGCAGCACUCACAGCACUGCAAUCCUUUCGACAUGGACAGCUCGGUGAGAACAAGAAAGUGUUGAUUCUUGGUGGAGCUGGUGGCGUCGGAUCUAUGGCUAUCCAAGUCGCCAAAGCUGUUUUCAAGCCACAAGCGAUUGCGACCACGGCAAGCACUCAAAAAGUGGAACGAAUGCGCCAGCUUGGUGCAGAUGUUGUGGUCGAUUAUAAGCUCAAUCGUUUUGAGACAGAGCUUAAAGACUAUGACUUUGCUCUGGAUACCACUGGCGAGUCAAAGCAGUGCUUUGAAUGCGUCACACGCGGUGGUUCCGUCGUUACAAUCGCUGCAACACCAAGUAGGAAAUCCCUACCGAAACACGUUCAAGGUGUAGACGUUUCGCUUGUUAUUGGGCUCGUCAUGAAUUGUCUGAGCUUUUCAGCUUGUCAUCAAGCGCGUCAAGCGGGAGUUUUUUACGACUUUAUGUUUGUGUUGGCCAAUGGCGACAUGAUGAAUGAAGUCCGUGAGCUUGCUGAGCAACGUUCCAUUACACCGGUAAUCGACCAGGUUUUUCCAUUUGAAAAGGCCAAUUCGGCGAUGGAAUACUUGGAGUCGGGGCGUGCAUUGGGAAAAGUUGUUGUGCAGCUUCGUCGACCUUUUCAGUCUUGCGGCCUUAAAGUGUUGAACAAGAGCCGCGUACGACAUGCUUUAACUCGAGAGAUCGAUAACAACCUGCUCACAGAGCAGCACAAACUAAGAAAAUUCUCAUGCGAUCGCCUUAUGUAG